CCGGGGGUUAAACAGAUCGUGUAGCCGUGGCAGCGGCGGGUGGUGGAGCGUGAGGAGAGGGAAGCUCCUGCGGACAGCAUCCUGGGUCGUGGGGCGCCGCCGGGACGGGUCGGCAGCUAAACUAUGUGCUCCUCCAGGGCAGGCGCCGUGUUGCACUCAGCUUUGUACCCUCAGCAUCUAGCAGUGUUGGCAUGUGGUAGGCACUCAAGAAUGUAUGUUGAAUGAACGAUGCCUAUGACAAGCAACUGGACUUUAUUCUUUCCUGACCCUUGCUCCUGUGACACAUCUGACUGCCACUGUCACCCCUUCAGAGCAGAACUUCUCUAGGGAACGUGGAAGGGAAACAGCUAUGGCCAAGGACAUCCUGGGGGAAGCAGGGCUGCACUUUGAUGAGCUGAACAAGCUGCGGGUGUUGGACCCAGAGGUUACCCAGCAGACCAUAGAGCUCAAGGAAGAGUGCAAGGACUUUGUGGACAAAAUUGGCCAGUUUCAGAAAAUAGUUGGUGGUCUAAUUGAGCUUGUUGACCAACUAGCGAAAGAAGCAGAAAACGAGAAGAUGAAGGCCAUUGGUGCCCGGAACUUGCUCAAAUCCAUAGCGAAGCAGAGAGAAGCCCAACAGCAGCAACUGCAAGCGCUGAUAGCAGAGAAGAAAAUGCAGCUAGAAAGGUAUCGGGUUGAAUAUGAAGCUUUGUGUAAAGUAGAAGCAGAACAAAAUGAAUUUAUUGACCAGUUUAUUUUUCAGAAAUGAACUGAAUAUUUUAUUUUUUAUAGCAGAAAGGCAAAAAAGCAGCCCCCAACACACACGCACUCAAAACCACCACCAAACCUCUGUAUCAUUCCAGUGACUUCACUAACAACUCAAGCACGUUGUCAGUGGUGGACGCAGCCAUCAGGAGGCGGCAAUCCCGAGCCUGGGGCGCUGGUACUAAAUCAGUGCACGGCCACUGCAAGGCGGCCUCCACCUCACCUGUGCAACCUCAGUAUGAACUAAACACUCUGUAAAUUUUGAACCACUGCUUUGUAAAUUCAAAGCUUUGGAAGGAAAAGCAAUAAAUUUACAUUUUCAAAUGA
Molecule: messenger RNA, 1071 nt
Organism: Jaculus jaculus (lesser Egyptian jerboa)
Lineage: Eukaryota; Metazoa; Chordata; Mammalia; Rodentia; Dipodidae
Gene: Ift20
Product: intraflagellar transport 20
Exons: 6
Coding region: 350-748 (132 amino acids)
Biological process (GO): intraciliary transport; protein localization to cilium; centrosome localization
Cellular component (GO): intraciliary transport particle B; cilium; Golgi apparatus
Source: RefSeq, a predicted model, not a curated record